Messenger RNA from Tetrapisispora phaffii CBS 4417, 3270 nucleotides. RefSeq names its product transport protein particle complex II subunit TRS130 (gene TRS130). The transcript has a single exon. Gene Ontology annotation, biological process: early endosome to Golgi transport; intra-Golgi vesicle-mediated transport. The record is from RefSeq and is a predicted model, not a curated record. Gene Ontology annotation, cellular component: TRAPPII protein complex. Bases 1 to 3270 code for a protein of 1089 amino acids. NCBI's taxonomy places the organism in Eukaryota, Fungi, Ascomycota, Saccharomycetes, Saccharomycetales, Saccharomycetaceae.
AUGCAUGACAAUAGCGUUGUGAUCAGUUAUUUUGAUCCAUUUGAUAAUUUUGAGAAUGUUAGAUCUGAGUUUAUGCAAUUGGUGCCAUUUCAGAAUGUACACUGGAAGGCAAGUAAUGGUAAUAUCAGAACAGUAGAUAGUUUACCAGUCGAUUUUGUUGUAGAAGGUUCUGGUGAUUCAAAAGUUGAUGUCCAUUCUUCCAAUUUACCAUUCAUUAGACUUUUGGUUGUUUCGUGUAAGUCUAUAGAUGAAUAUAGGGCUAAGGUGCGUCCGUUAGUUAAACAUUGGUUGUCUUCUACUGUUACCGAGGAUGGACACCAAAUGGCUUCCACGCCCAUGAUAUUCUUAUAUGCAAACACAGAAGUGGUUGAUUCAAAUUUGUUUAAGUCUGUGUCUUUGAUCGAUAAAUUCUCAAAGGAUUUCCCAACAACAAAAACUCUAGAAAUAAAAUCAGUUUACAAGUCACCAAAGGAGAGGGAGGAGUUUUGGCUGCAUUUUGCUAAUCAAUUGAGAAACUCUAUAUUAAACAAUUUCCAAGAAAGAUUAAAUGAAUAUGAUCGAAAACUAAAGGAUAAUAAAGAUUUUUUUGAAGGGCUGUUGUUGAGAGAGAAAUUAAUGGCUUUAUACUUGUCAUUUAAAAUAAAUGAAGAGGCCACUGUUCAGUUAAAUGAGAUCAGAAAGUCAGUAGUAAAGAAAGAUAAAGUCAACCUUCCAAAGGGUGAGCUAGAAAUACCAUCAGAAUCUGAGCCGUUUUACACUGCCGAUUCAAUUGUGGAUAUGUUAAAGAAUAGAACAAUAACUGAAUUUAAAUUAUACAGAUAUUUUUUUGUGCAAAAAUAUAAACUGAUAUUGACAAAUGCAAACAAGAACCAACAGUGCAUUGACAUUUUCAAGUUAAUUCGUGAAUUUAUCAAAUAUAUUGAUACAUCCUACAAUGACUACGAAGAUAAAUUGAAAUUUGACUACCAGUUUUUAUCUUCAGCCAUUAAAAUGUUACCAAAGGAUGAAACGUCUGACUCUUCUAUAUUUUAUGAAAUUAAUGCAGAAAUUCUAUUAUUAUCUAGGGAUAUAUGGUUACAUGGAGUUGCUCUUCAAUCAAAUAUGCAUAUUACUGGAAAAUCAUCAUGGGGGGAUGAACAAAUUAAAUAUAAAUUUGAUAUCACACAGGACACAUUUAGCAAUGAGGAAACGUUCCAAGAGAACUUUUUAAUAAAGACGAAGGAAAUUCUGACCUUUUAUAACAAGGCUUCUAUAACACGCCAAAGAAUUGUUGACAUAUUGUCAAUUGAGAUUGGUUGUUUACACUAUGAAAGGGGUGAAUUUGAAAAAGCAGUAGCUAUAUUUCUAUCUUGUUACGAAUAUUACACACAAACAAAUUGGAAUGCUAUUGGUUUAAACAUAUUAAAAAUAUUUGUGGAUUCUUUGAGCAGCUGUGAGCAUUUAUCGACUUUAACUAUUGAAGCUGAAGAUGUCCCUGUUACGACAGCAUUAGGAAAUGCAUAUUUAAACAUAAUUGAAUUAGUGGAUGAUUUAGAGGAGAAAAAAGAUUGGUGGAAAAAAUUUCUGGAGAUCCAAGAAAAAUACUCAACCGAUUUAGUGCAUUCUACAGACAACCUUUUCAACUUGGAAAUAAUUCCAAAUGUAAAGUUAUGUGAUGCAAAUGUAUAUGGCUGCGAUAUUAUUUUAUCGAAUAAAGGAUUUCCAGAGGAUAUUAAAGCAGAUUCAAUAAUAUUAACGUUAAAAAACAAUCAGGAUAUGUUUAUAUUAUUCACUCAAAACGAUAUAACCAUUACAAAGGAAUCAAAAUAUAUCAACCUAAAUUGUUCAAAUAUCAUAUAUGGAUCAUUUGAGGUUGUAUCUUUAGAAAUACUUUUUAAAGGUACUACUUUCAUAAAAGAAUUUGAUAACGAAAAUGGCUCCAUAAAUAUCAAUAUUGUGCAUAUGUAUUAUCAAUCCCAAGUUAAUGUUGAUAUCUGCCGGUCCAAAGAAUUAUCUUUAACAUCCAAUACUCUACAAUUAAUAUUAGACAAUUGUGAUGAAUUAGAUUUACUUGAAAUUGAAAUAUCUGUUGAGCAACUGAAUGAAAGAAUUCCAAUAAGUUUCUCAAAGGAUAAAACUUUAUCUAAAAUCUCAUUUACUAAAGAUAGUGUGGUUAAGAGUCUCGAUUACUAUUGCAAAUCUCAACUCAAAUCAUUUAACUUAAAAGUGCACUCAAAUUUCAAGAAGAAAAUUUCUGAUACUACGUAUAGUGAAACGAAAUUUGUGAAAAUAGAUGCGUACUUACCUGUAUCUGUUUCUGUCGAAGAAAUAUUCAAGAAGGAGUUUUUAUGCUUUAAGUUUCACUUGAAUUCAUCAUUGAAAGCAAACCCCGUUCUACUAUAUAGUUCAAGUUUAACAGCACCAAAAGAUAAAAGUUGUUUCUCAAUAUAUGGAGAUUUCAAACCAGAAACUCCAAUUACUUUAUCUGAUGAUAUAACAAAUAGUUGUAUGAACUGCUAUACUGUUAAAUCAAGUGAAAAAUUCAACGAGGAUGAUAUAUUCUCAUUAUGUGUGAAAUAUAUGUCGUGCAAAAAGCAACUAGAUACCUUAGUAACUGAAGCUAUUUUAGUUGAAGGCAAUAUAGAGUGGUUUGAAGAUUUUGAGAAAUGGAAGAUUUUCUGGAGAGAUGAUUUGUUACCAAUGUUAAAAUAUAAUUAUGAGGAAUUUGAAAAUAGUAAUAAAAUAAUUAUCGAGGAAGGUUGUUUCGAUAUUAAAAGUAUUGCAAGAUCCCUAAAGAUGUUAUCAAUGGAGUCUACUGUAAGUUCAAAAAUCUUAAAAUGUUUGAUGGAUCUCUCGGCAGGUAUCAUAAUGAAUCAAAUUGAUAUCAGAGCAUACACAAAAAAUAUAGAACCGGAUGAAUUUUUAGUACCUGUUGAAUUUCCAAGAUUUGAACACUUUUUCCAUAUUUCUUUUGAACCAAUAGAAAGUUUCAAGUAUUUAAAUGUUACAAAUCCUGUAAAAUUUAAACUCAAAGUUAAAAAUAUGAGUGAUCUCUGGAAUAAAGAACCAACCGAUGAAUGUUUUAAAAUUGCUAUUGUCAAUAAUAACAAAUGGUUAAUACAUGGCAAAAAGAGUACCAACAUAACUAGGCCUGAACUAGAAUUGGACUUAGUACUUAUACCACUAGAGAGAGGUUACUUAGAUUUGCCAAAAGUUGGUAUCACCAAUAAACAUGGUGAAAUGAUAAAAUUAGAUAAUGCAAAUUCAAAUGCUAUAUUCUUAGUUCUAUGA